Messenger RNA from Sinocyclocheilus rhinocerous, 1249 nucleotides. RefSeq names its product inhibitor of growth protein 5-like. The record is from RefSeq and is a predicted model, not a curated record. Gene Ontology annotation, cellular component: nucleus. The transcript has 6 exons. Gene Ontology annotation, biological process: regulation of DNA-templated transcription; positive regulation of apoptotic signaling pathway. Bases 79 to 609 code for a protein of 176 amino acids. NCBI's taxonomy places the organism in Eukaryota, Metazoa, Chordata, Actinopteri, Cypriniformes, Cyprinidae. Gene Ontology annotation, molecular function: chromatin binding.
UCAUGACAUGCCAAUGUUGUUCCAGCUCACGCUGGCUGGCGGAGAAAAACAAGCUGCGAACGAGUGAAGAUCGUCACCAUGGCGACAGCUAUUUAUCUCGAACAUUAUCUCGAUAGCAUUGAAAACCUGCCCUGUGAGCUCCAGAGAAACUUCACACUCAUGAGGGAACUCGACAACAGAGCGGAGGAAAAGAAAUGUGAAAUCGAUAAGCUUGCAGAAGAAUACAUUAAAAACGUCCGGAAUCUGGCUCCGGAUCAGAGAGUGGAGCACCUGCAAAAGAUCCAGAACGGAUUCAGCAAAUGCAAAGAAUACAGCGACGACAAAGUGCAGCUCGCCAUGCAGACGUACGAAAUGUUUCUUUAUUUCCGCAGCCCUGAGUUCUCUGAAUCCAUCCUUCCAGUUCAUCCGUCAGACGUCUUAGACAUGCCUGUUGACCCUAAUGAGCCCACAUACUGUCUGUGCCACCAAGUGUCAUACGGAGAAAUGAUCGGAUGCGACAACCCAGAUUGUCCCGUUGAGUGGUUUCACUUCGCCUGCGUUGAUCUGACAACGAAACCCAAAGGGAAAUGGUUCUGUCCACGAUGCACCCAGGAUCGGAAGAAAAAAUGAGACGCACAUUUGUAUCGUUGAGAGAUUACAUUUCUAUAUGAAUAUAUAUACGUAUGCACAUAUAUGUAUUUUGUCUAGGUGGUGAAAUAGGAUAUAAUAUAUACUCCUUAAUAUGGCCAUGAUGAAAUAUACGAGGGUCGCGAGGAAACAAAGUUUUUAUUUUUCAAAGUACUUGAAAUGUUUCCAUUUAAGUUUCAUUCUGUGUUGUCAAAUUGUCAUUUUCAGACAAUCUAGGAUAUAUUAUAUAUGAUAUAUAUUUUCUCUUUACUUACUGAUUAGUAUGUAUUUUCAUUUUUUUAUGAAGCUUCAAGCAACUAUCAUGUCAUUGUGCUUUGCUCAUGAAAUGUUUCGCGAACUUUUAAGACGCUGAAUUCGGCAGCCGCUCUUGCACUUAAAGGAUAACGCGACUACUUUUUUCUGCAACUAUCGAUUUGCUUUGAAACUCAACUUGUUGUUUGAGCAAAGCUAAACUUUGAAGUGCAAGUGAUACGUUUUAUUGUUUCUAAUUAUAUAAUUUCAGACGAUAACCUAAAAUCGCAUGCGGAAUAUUUUGCAGAACUCGAGGCGAUUAGCUACUGUGGAAGCUUGUUUCCACCUCAGAAUUAAAAACUAAAAAAGGUAAUCUAACAAUUCGGAUUUU